Blastomyces gilchristii SLH14081 is the source of this 2414-nucleotide messenger RNA. RefSeq lists its product as uncharacterized. The coding region runs from base 1207 to 2034 and encodes 275 amino acids. The record is from RefSeq and is a predicted model, not a curated record. NCBI's taxonomy places the organism in Eukaryota, Fungi, Ascomycota, Eurotiomycetes, Onygenales, Ajellomycetaceae. The transcript has a single exon.
UUUUCUUUUCUUUCUUUUCUGAUAUUCUGAGUGGUCCGGCCGCUAUUCGGCCAGCAAAGUUCAAUAGUGGUGCCAGUAGCCGUUUGGGAACGAGGGAAUUGUUAUGUGCCCAAUGGGAUAUCAAGCUCAAGUUUAAUCCAUUCUGCCCCAAAUUCCAUUCUCGACGGGGUGGAAGGGCUCCCGAUCGAUCUGAGCGUUGAUUCAAGCUCCUCUUGUUACCCUUAGACUAUCGGGGGAGAGCGAAGUUUUGAUAUUUGCUCCAUACUCCGUAGAUCUCCCUAGAUCACCACCCGCAAAUACUCUCGAACUUGAAACUCACGUUGAUGGAGACAAAGGAAACGGAGGGGGGAAAAGGUAGUUAGGGGAAAAAAAAAGAAAAAAGAAAAAAGAAAACGAAAUCAGGACUAAUCGAGUUCUUCUUCUUAUUGACUUUGUAUAGCGGGUUCCCCAUUUUUUUCCUUUUCCCUUUUUCUUUUUCUAUUCCCUUUAGGAAGCGCGAAUUUGACUAGCGCCCGAUAUCAAAUAAUAUCAUGAUCAGCAAGCCCAUUUUUAGCCACAUCCAACUUUUGCACCUCGAAAUCUCCGUCAGCCAAAGGCAAGAUAUGUACGGAGUUAUGCCAGUGCAAAUUUUUCGGGCUUUGGGCGACAUCAAUUCAUGCCGUGAGCCCCCUGGGUGGUUCUAAAUACUCGAAGCCCAUUUGUCAGAUAGCUUUCCUCAAAAACAGGAGACUGUUGUCACAGAGUUAAUGCGCGGGACAAGUGCAAGAAAACGAGUUUGAUUCACAGGUCUCAUGGCAUCAUCAUUGGAGCGCCUGAUAAAAAAAAAAAAAAAUCUUUUACCAUGUACCAAUAUGGACGGAAGGGCAGUGUUGAAGAUCACACACGGGAUUUUCGAUAGUGCUGCCAGGGCUAAUCUCACUAUUACAUCAAACCCAGCCAUAUUUCCAAGGAGAUUCAUGGAUUAUCAUUGCCAUUGGCAGACCUGUUGAGCCCAGCCAGCCUGCAACGCAUGAGAAGUUGGCAGUCUUGGAUCAGGGGUAGUUCACAAACUCCCUUCGUCACCUAUUAUUUAUACCCCGACCCUAUCCUACCAGAGAGCAUCUAGUAGUACUUGUUUUCAUCCUCCUCACAAUUCACUACUCCAAAAUACCUCGACACUCCUUUCAGAACUUUAUAUCCUUAACAGUCUUUUCCGAAACGACAAACAUGCGGCUCACAAGCGCCUCCCUCUUCGGCCUCCUCGUCGCGGUCGCCCCAUUGGGCACCAUCGCAGACAGCACACUUCCCGCAGACACAUCAGAAGCCUGCGCCUUACUCGCGAACCGUACACCUGAGGAGUUCGCGUCCACCCUGGCGGAUCUAGAGAACCAAGCGAAACUAGACCCUACCCGAGACCAGGCCGAGAUUGACGAAUUUUUGGCCCAAGUCCAAUCACUCCCCGUCGAAAACCUGCAGGCUGAGGUCGACAAAACAUGCGCUGCGCAGGCUCAAGCCCCAAAGAUCAGCCGCAGCAGGAUCGCUCGCCGACAAGAUCUGGGUGGAACUCUGGGUGGCGUGAAUGCUCUGGGUGGCGUGGGUGAUGCCCUGGGCGGAGCCCUGGGGUCUUCACUUGGUGGUGUAGCUGGAGGCUCAGCCGUGAAGAAGGCCCGUAACGAAAAUGCUCGCCGGCAAGACAUUGGUGGCACUGUGGGCGGUGUGACUGGUGCUCUGCCCGGAGGCCUUGGGUCUGCAAUUGACAGUUCAACGGGAACAGCUGGGGGCGCGCUUGGAGGUGGUCUGGGCGUAAAGAAGGCCCGUAACGAAAAUGCUCGCCGGCAAGACAUUGGUGGCACUGUGAGCGGUGUGACCGAUACUCUGCCCGGAGGCCUUGGAGACACGGUUAAUGGUGUGGUAGAUGAUGCGGAGAAGGGUGCUGGGACACUUUCUCGUCGACAAAUCGGCGGAUCUCUAGCAGGUCUAAAUGGUGAUCUUGGUGGUCAGCAGACGAAGAAGGGCGGCCUUAUGGGUGGUGUUCUUAUCCCUGGGUUGCUGUAGAUUACCGACGCCGACCUGGAUAUUUGAAUGACAUAUGUUUUCUUGCAUCUUCCUAUUGAUUUGAUGGAUACUUAAAGCUGGAAAUGGAGGCGUGAGGCGGAUUGAGAUCGUAUUGAAUUCGAGGGUCGUUGUUAUUGUCAAUAGCUGAUAUAUUCUCUUGAGAGCGGGCUUUGUCUAUUUAUCCUCUGCCAAGUUCCUGUAGAGGAAAACAGAAGAUGCUUUACAUAUUUAAUAAUAGAAAUUCAUCUACGGUUAUUUAAGCGAUCAUCAUGCUAACAUAGAUACUUAUCUCCGCUGGGAUUGAACAUGCGAUCUCUGUAGCAUAAAUAGCAUGAUUAUUAACUAGCAUUUAGUAACUCUCUAUCUAUAAUAUACAGUUG